AUGGCUGAUCAAGCCGACAGUGUUUCCGCCCGCCGCGGCCCAUGGCGGCCUUCGCCUAGCUGCACUUUGUCUGACCCGCCAUCAUCUCCUGAGCUGGAGCGAGCCGGACAAUCCAUUCGGCAUGCUGAAGGCCCGCAGACGGAGUCUGCUCGCAAAGCGGCGCGCACAGGCGAGGCCAUCCUCAAUGUUAUUCGACGCAAGCAGUCCUAUUACAACCGCAAAUCAACUCUGCAGAUAGAUCUUGACCGCAAAGUUGCCACGCGGAACGUUUAUGACUCCUCCAAAGGCAAACAUCCCGCGCGCCGUGGCUCCGACACGCAUCCGGCUGACGAGUCUGCAACGAAGCCACGAACCCCCGCGAAGAAGCCUGUGCAGACAUGUGCAGCAACAUCUCCCGCGCCGUUUAAUGGCUCUGCAGUUCGAACAGAGACGGGUAGAAUGCGUCUCGAUCGUGCGGGAAAUCCCCGACCUGCGAACAGGAAAUUCCUCUCACGCGACCCCACAGGCAAGAUCGUUGGAGACGCAAGCGGCCCAGAUACCCAACUAGAAGAGGUACAAGCCUGGAUCGAAGAGAAGAAGCACAUCAAGUUUGACCUGCUGCCCGAUGUGGAGGAGUACAUCUUCGAAGACAUUGAUGAAGACGUGCGAACCGAACCCUUUCACUUGAAGAACCAGGGUAGAAAACUUGUUAUAGGCCAGGAUGAGCAGACGGAAGUCUGUGCUAUCUUUCCCGCGGACGACAAAAAGAUCUUUCCGUGUCGCUUCCUUCUGCGGGAGAGCGCGAAAGGCGCCUACACCGCGAUCAAGGAUAUCACACAGCUCCGCGACUGCAUCGACGAACUCUACUACCCUUGGGAAGCUUUCACGAACAGCUCGCGGGAAGACGCCUGGAUGCAGAUCCAAGCUGUAGUCGGCUACGUGUUCUUGCUCUGCGGUGAAGCGGAUGUCGUCUACACGACCUCAGCGAAGAAUCCUGGAGCGUUGUCGACUGCACUGACCCACAUUAAAGAGGCGUAUGCUCCGAAUGACGCGCAUCCUACUGCCGCGACCGUGAAUAGAACGAUUCAGGCGAGCGACGAUUCCGAUAAUGAUAAGAGCCAGUUGGAGAAGAUCAACGAGUGGCUGGAGGAUAAGAACCUUCUUGGGAACAUGCUUCGUCUAGUCUCCUAUCCCUCCGUAUACAUCUUUCAGGACUUCUUCCCCGAGCCCACGCUCAAAGUGAAAGGCAUCGCCAAGGUCUAUGACCGGAUGUUGUUCCUCGGCGAGAACGACGAGGUACAGAGCUGGGUCGUCCCAAGCCGCGAGCCAAACAAGGCAAUCCUCGGUUGGAUUAUCAACAUCGAUAAAGAGACGGGUGAGCAGACGCACGCGUCAUGGUGGCCAGCUCUACCCACGCUCACAUUUCCCUUCCAGUCUUUCAAGGAGCAGGGUGAUUCUCUUAGCUGGCGCAAGUUAUUCUAUACUGUUGGAUACAUCUUUCUCUGCUUUGGCGAGGCGAAGGUGGCCGUGAACAUGGCCACUUCAUUCCAGAAGCAUUUCAUUUCUGUGUCCGUUGCCAACACCGUGGGGAAGUAUUAUGGAACACUCUUAGUAUCUCCUCCAACUGGCUGGCCGCAUGUGCGAAAGCCAGGCGAGUUCAACUCCAUUGGCGAGAAUCCGGCGCCGGUUUCCUCUACUGGUGGCCAAGUCGACACAUCUGUGCAGCCUUUCAAGAAGAGUAAACAGACAACCUUCGGCAAGUAUCGAAAGGCUUUGAAGGAGAUCAAGGGUCGUAACACCAAGCCGCUAGACCCCGGCUUCUUCGGUGCUCAUGGUGUCGAGAUUUCUCGCUCGAGCAAGUACACUGCUCCAGCUGGGAUUUACUCCACCCUGGAUGACCUUAGCGUUUCGCUCUUCCUCGGAAAAGCCCAUAACAGCAACGGCAAGCGGCCCGCUCUGGAGGACAACGAAGAAAAUAAAGAGAAUCGCCCGACAAAGCACGAGCUUCUCGAGGCCAAGCGCACGGAAGCAAUCAAGCUCCGUGUUUUUCAGCAGCGCGAGGUCGACAAGAUGCAGGUGGAGCUCGAUGAGAAGAAGCGGAAGCUGCACCUCCUAGAGGCUGCCGAGCUAGAAAUCGCAGGCCAGAUGGGUCAGGUGAUGAUGGUGAUGACGGACGAUGACUACGACGCAAUUUUGCACCCUUGA
Molecule: messenger RNA, 2184 nt
Organism: Paraphaeosphaeria sporulosa
Lineage: Eukaryota; Fungi; Ascomycota; Dothideomycetes; Pleosporales; Didymosphaeriaceae
Exons: 4
Coding region: 1-2184 (727 amino acids)
Source: RefSeq, a predicted model, not a curated record